AUGCUCGUGCACAUUUUUGGAGCAAAGUCCUCGCCGAGCGUAGCAGGAUACGCCCUAAGAAAGACGGCUAAGGAUAAUGAGAAAGACUUCUCCCAAGAGGCAGUUGACGCCGUGCUUAAGGAUUCCUAUGUAGAUGACUUGCCUAAAUCCUUUGCUGAUUCAGAACGCGCAGUACAAGUCAGUAAGCAGCUACAGGAGUUACUUGCGAGAGGAGGCUUUGAAUUGACCAAAUGGAUUUCCAAUUCUCGCAGCGUGUUGUCAGCGUUCCCGGUGGAGGAAAGAGCACCCACCAUUAAGAGUUUAGAUAUGAAAUCAGAAAGUUUGCCUAUAGAUAGAGCACUAGGAAUCCACUGGAAUGUUGAACAUGACACCAUUGACUUUGUUGUGAAUGACAAGGAGCGUCCAGAGAAUCGGUAA
Messenger RNA from Pocillopora verrucosa, 417 nucleotides. NCBI's taxonomy places the organism in Eukaryota, Metazoa, Cnidaria, Anthozoa, Scleractinia, Pocilloporidae. The record is from RefSeq and is a predicted model, not a curated record.